Messenger RNA from Puccinia graminis f. sp. tritici CRL 75-36-700-3, 2593 nucleotides. RefSeq lists its product as uncharacterized. Bases 29 to 2284 code for a protein of 751 amino acids. The transcript has 3 exons. NCBI's taxonomy places the organism in Eukaryota, Fungi, Basidiomycota, Pucciniomycetes, Pucciniales, Pucciniaceae. The record is from RefSeq and is a predicted model, not a curated record. Gene Ontology annotation, cellular component: eukaryotic translation initiation factor 4F complex. Gene Ontology annotation, molecular function: mRNA binding; translation initiation factor activity; protein binding.
GUCUCGAGGCUUCCAACCCACUUUAAUAAUGAUGAUCAUACAAUCGCAACGGGCUGUUCGGCCCCUACAACGAACAGCCAAUAGUUGGGCAGCAACACAUAUGAGCCGAACACAAGAGUUUUCUUCUACCAAUCGGCCGAUCACGCGGGAAAUACAGGGGCUGUUAAACAAAUUGACCUGGUCAAACUUCGAUUCGAUCUGGGCAGUUCUCGUCACCAAGCUCGACUGUUCUGAGAAGGCUGAUGAUGGAAGAAUCCUGCGGGAAGUAGUUCGGAUGAUUUUAGAGCAAGUGACCCUUCGAGGCGAUUGGGCGGAGAUGUAUGCCAAGCUUUGCAAAAAACUAAUCGACCAGAUGUCGCCCGAACUCAAAUCCGACACCCGGCCACCUGAUUCCGACCGCAAUCAAUGGCAUACCGGUCGAUGGUUUCGUCACUAUCUCGCCAGAGCAUGGACGCAGGAACGAUAUUAUCCCCGUCAUAUCUCUUCUGAAAUCGGCACCGAUAAAAAGGACGGUCAUCCCACCAAGAAAGCGGACAUUCCAGGCAAUGACUUACAUCUAAUUGCUGCAAGGAUCAGACGUCGCAAGCUCAGUCUAUUCCGUUUCAUAGCGGAAUUAUUCAAGGUCAACUUCAUAACCGAGACACAAAUGCAUCUUUGUAUCAAGGAUCUAUUACGAAAUAGUCAAAUCUACCAAGAAAAUAUCGAAUACCUCAGAGAUCUGAUGAUCAACUUUGGCGAGUUACUCGAUCAACCGAAAGCCCAAAGUUUUAUGGAUCUGUACUUCGAAACAAUAAACAAGAUGUCUCAGAGUCCGAACAUAGGCUCCCGUGCUCGAUUCAUGAUUCAGGAUAUAAUCGAUGCUCGCAAGAACAAGUGGGCGAAGCGCAAAGGAGCCACCGAUAACUCGCUUGGCGUUCAUCCAACACGGUCCACCCCGACUGAGUCGAAGCGACAAAAUCUAGACAACCCCUCUGCAAGCACACAAAUAACCUGUCAACAAGAAGAAGAAGACGACAAGAGCAAGAUUGAAGCAAUGGCGCAGAAGGAGAUCUUUGCGGUAUGGACGCCGACUCACAUCUGGACGGACGAGCAACAAAAAGCGCUCCUCGAAGCUAUCCUCGACCAACAGCAGCUCGAGUUCCAGUCCGUUAAUGGCAACCUCUCCAGUCAAGGUUGGACUGUCGUAACCGGGAAAAUGAAGACGAAAUUCGACAGAGAGUUUCAUUUUAAAUGGCUCAAAAACCAGCUCGAUCGGAUCCAUAAAACCUUUCUUGACAUCAAGUUUUUGAAGAAUCGGUUUGGGUUCCAAUGGGAUGAGAAAAACUGGAUCCUUUCUGCUGAUCCAAAUACCUGGGACCACCUGAUCAAGGAGAACCCUAAGAAGAAGUAUCCACAGCUGCGAAACCGACGCGAUCCGAUUAGCUGGUACGGUGUAGCCCAACAAGUCUUCAAUGGAGCACCAACAACAAGCGCCCAAAAAAGCCACUUCUCGUUCCUCAAUAACAACAAGCACAAGCGAGAGAGCAGCAGUCAAGCCGCCCUUGGAGCCCCGUUAAUCCCUAGUCCUUCGGCGUCGGAUUCGACCAAGGCGCCGCUUGUUCACAAGAGAAACAACGAGACCAUCUCGGCUGAUGAUGAGCAUCACAUUCCUUCAAAAAAGAAACAACCCCGGCUUGCUCAUCGGGACCCUGCUAACAUAAACAGUUCCAGUAUGUCAAAACUUGUCUUGGACAGCGCUCCCAAGAGUCCACCUUUACAACCGACACCAGCCAUCAACCAUGGAAAAUCGCGACUCUCGAAUCCUCCGGUGGAAGCAGAUACUAGAUUGACUCGAAUCACCUCUUGUGCGACCGGGCGGGAGAACGGAAUGGUUUGCGUGGAUGGGCGGGUCGAUGAAGACCAACACAUGGCCGGAUCUUCCAGAUCUUCGGCCUCUAGUCAAACAAGACCGCAGCCCGAAAAUGCCAGCCAGGCCACUGCUGAAGACCCACAAAUCCAUGCGGAAGCUCAUGUGAUUAGGCAAGCUGCUGCUACUGUUGCUACUAACCAGACCGACACGCCUCCUUCGAAAAUCGAACAAGAUCACAUCAAGCCGCCCUCAAAUCCGUCCAUCGAGGCUAUCACCCUGUUGGCCCCCAUGUUCAUCGACGCCCUCGACCCCCUCCAAUUCGUCCGCUUCGUCCAUGUGCUCGAAAAUCCCGCUGAUGCCGCCGUCUUCUUGGCCCUCGCUUCGACCACUAAUCCGAUCAUUUGUAAAACUUGGUUGCUGCAAAAAUCUCUGUAAUUUCUCUCUCUCUCUCUCUCUUUUCUUAAAACACACACUCUUUCUCUCUUUCUUCCUGUUUCUUAUUUUCCCCUUUUUUUGCUUGCUCUGUAUAUUUGUAUGUCUCACUACAACUGUUCUUCUUUCUCUCGCGCUCAUGUAUUGUACGAUUGUAAGAAACCUCAAGUAUAUGUAGCUGCAUGAAAGCUGCCACACUCGAUGGUAGCCUGAUUGAUUGUUUUUUUGUGAAUGUCAUGAAACAAGUCUGGUGGUUCUUUGAGGAGGGGGAGCUUCACAAGAUCCUCCACGGAUCCAGCUCCAGAUUCGUUG